This is a messenger RNA of Anopheles aquasalis, 1560 nucleotides long. Its product is annotated as zinc finger protein 358-like. Gene Ontology annotation, cellular component: nucleus. Gene Ontology annotation, molecular function: zinc ion binding; RNA polymerase II transcription regulatory region sequence-specific DNA binding. Lineage: Eukaryota; Metazoa; Arthropoda; Insecta; Diptera; Culicidae. Gene Ontology annotation, biological process: regulation of transcription by RNA polymerase II. The record is from RefSeq and is a predicted model, not a curated record.
CUCCAAAAAGAUAUCCAGGAAGUCCGGGAUUCAGGAAUUUUACUUCGCUGGGACGGUUUUCGGUUCGACUAUCGCCGCUUCAUGUGAAUGGAUUUAACGAUUUACAGCGAUGUCCCCAACGAACUGCCUGGCACUUAUUGCCGCUUCUGUUUCCGUGAGACCAGUUUGGUGCCUCUGUUCCACCCGACCACCAGCGAACCGCUUAACUUGGAGCUAAUAACGAUCAUCACCGAUUGCACCGGUAUUCUGUUACGGCCGGAAGCGGAUUUUCCAUCGGCGGUUUGUCAGAGCUGCUUGCAGCUCAUGCAAGAGUUUCGAGGUUUCCGCAGGCGUGCCAGGGAGUAUGACAAGAUCAUACGGGCGAAGGUGCUGCCCCGGAUUGAACCAGAGGUGAUCAUCGUGAAACAAGAAGAGCUAGACCACGAUCACGAAGAGUUUGUCUGCGAGCCUGACCAUGAGAGUACCGGGAGCAGUACCUUGACGGCCGACGAAUCUCACGAGGAACAAUUGGACUUUUUAGGCCGGUUGCAACAGCUACACCAACAGCAUCAGUUGUCACAGAGCCUAGAGCAGCAGGAGGAGGAUCGGAGGCGGCAAGCCCUGACGGAACAACAGGAACCGAUGCCGGAAGAGCCGAAAUUCAGUAUGAGUGCCAUUUUCAAUGCACAGGCCGCGGUGGCCGCUGUGGCUGCAGCUGCGGCAGCAGCAUCUGGAACGCCGGCCAGCACACACAAGCGCGGCCUAUCACGGCGGUUGCCGACGAUCGGAUCAUCGGUUAGCCAAGCUCAGGAGGAAAAUAGGUGUAUGGUUUGCGGUGAAAAGUUCCGAUCGCGCGACAUAUGGAUGGCACAUCUAACGGUGCACGCAGUCGAGCGACCUUUCCAGUGUCACAUCUGUCUGGCGCAGUUCAAAACCAAAUAUGUACAGCAAAACCACAUACGGACGGUUCACGAGAAUGUGCGGAGCUAUAGAUGCCCGACCUGCACCGAGCCGAGCCGAAUGUUCAAAAGCAAGCGCACGCUCGAGGACCACAUGCGCUACCACACGGGCGAGCGCCCGUUCGUUUGCAGUAUCUGCAAGAUGAGCUUUUCGUCCGGUAGCGUGCACCGCAAUCACAUGUACCGGGUGCAUCGGGAGAUGCGCAAAAAGGACCGCCGGUGUAGCUACUGUAGCAAGGUAUUUGAUCGCAUUCUCGAUCUCAAGCGCCACCAGACGAGCUACUGUGAAAAGAUUAUCAGCCACGAAAUGGUCCAGCGAUUGUAGAUGACGAGGUCAGGGCACGGUUCCGCAUGGAGGCAGCUUAUAGAGCACCUUAGAGAGAGAGAGAGAGAGAGAGAGAGAGAGAGAGAGAGAGAGAGAGAGAGAGAGAGCGUACUGUACGGUGCUUUAACAUUAUCCAAUCGUUUAGGUUGAGUGUAAAUGUAUUAAUUGUAUUUUCGUUGGUCCCAACGCUUCGCACUCGAACGCUGGUCGUUGUAUAUAGCCCCAAAAGUGAAGUAAAAAACAACCAAAAACAUGGCCUGCUGUUUUCAUUCACUUUUUGGUUCGGUGUUCAUUUCG